GUCGCUAGCCGAUCACGCGAGCGUCAGGUUCUACAACAACAAACUGUUGUCUGAAGUGGAGCAUCUGAAACAUCUGAAACAUCUGAAGGAGAAAUUAAAUGAUUAAGUGACUGUCCAUAUUUUGGACAGAUUCUAUCGACGUCGAUGUAAUAGCAGAAUUUUAUAAACAACUUUAUUUUCAGAGCGUUGCUUGUUUGGCUAGCUAAACAAGCAACAGGAACACAGACAGACCCUAACGUGUCAGUCGUGACACCUGUAAAAUGCUCAUUAGAUAAUCGAUGAAAAAAGUAGACCGCUGUCUCGUCUGUUCAGAAUGAGCUUCUCAUCGGCGGGAGACAGAGAAGCUGACAUCCCCUUGGACAUGGACGACAGUGGGCUUACAUGUGCAGGGGACACCAGUAAACAGGACACAAUGAUCUGUUCUGGCAGUAGUGAAAUAAAAAGCAGAGCGGUCGUGAAGUACUCCGCUGCCCCACCUCCAACCAGUUAUGCAGUCCUACAAGAGAAGACCGACUUGAAACUACCCCCUGCCAACUGGCUCAGAGAGAACCCUCAGCUGGGUUCUGCUGGCACCACUGUGUUAGGGUCCAGCAGUAAGAGCAAACCAUUCUCCAGUUUUGGCAUGGCCUAUGACUUCAUUGACUGCAUCGGGGAUGAUGUUGAUGUGGUGUCAGAUUCAGAGAACAUAAAGAAGCUGUUGAAAAUUCCUUACAGUAAGUCGCAUGUUAGCAUGGCUGUUCACCGAGUGGGAAGAACGCUGCUUUUGGAUGAACUAGAUAUUCAAGAGCUGUUUAGGAGGUCCUCCCAAACAGGAGAUUGGGCAUGGCUGAAGGAGUUUUACCAACGGCUAAUGGAUCAAAAGUGGCAAAGGAAGAAGAAAAGUAAAGAGCAUUGGUAUCAAAAAGCCAUCCUAUCAAAGUUCCUUUACUACAGUAUAAAUGGUGAUGGAGCUGCAGCGCCAGUACCAAAGGACAUGGUCGAUGAAGUGGAGGAGGAGAUCGAGGCAGAGGAGUUGAGGUCUUCAUGGCCGACCACCCUCACCACUCCAGAUGAGGACGACUCUGCUCCGGCCAAAGAGGAAAGCGUCUCUGUGGACAGCCAGUUUGCCCUCGGCCAUGUGUCAUCGGUUCCAAAUGAACAGAAUCUUCCCACACUUUUCAAUGAAGGAGAAAACAGUCAGGGUUUACGGAAUGACUUUGUGCGUAACAUCAUGUGGACCUUUGAAGACAUCCAUAUGCUGGUGGGCUCCAACAUGCCCAUAUUUGGAGGAGGUCGAUAUCCUGCCGUCAGCCUAAGACUAAGAGACAAUAAUAAGCCCAUCAACAUUCUGACUGGCAUUGAUUACUGGCUGGACAAUCUUAUGUGCAAUGUUCCAGAGCUUGUCAUGUGCUUUCACGUCAAUGGCAUAGUGCAGAAAUAUGAAAUGAUUAAAACCGAAGACAUCCCUCAUCUUGAAAACUCCACAUUUUCGACUCGGGUGAUAAAAGACAUCGCUCAGAACAUCCUCUCCUUCCUUAAGUCCAACUGCACCAAAGAGGGACACACUUACUGGCUUUUCAAAGCCAGUGGGAGUGACAUAGUGAAGCUGUAUGAUCUCACCACACUGUGUGAAGAGGCGGAGGAGGAGUGUCAGAAUCCCUUCACUCUGCCUGUGGCUGUCUUACUUUACAAAGUGGCUAGCAACUUGAUGCUUAAGGCCCACCAAAACAGAAAGCAUUAUGGCACAGUCAGAACUCUGCUUCUCAACUGUAUAAAACUUCUAGACCAGGACAAACACCCUCAGAUCAUCGCUUCCGCCAACUACAUGCUGUCGGAGCUCUUCCAGCUGGACGACCCCACUGAGGAAGAUGAGGGGGAGUCACUCCGGGCCGGAGGGUCAGAGGACAGCUACAGUGAUGAAGAGCGAGAGGAAGAGGAGGAGCUGACAGAGGAGAGCGAUGAGAACAGCUCCUACGCUCGCUCUCAGCGGGACAGUAAGGCCGUAGCUGUCAUCCGCUCUGUAGUAGAGCUCUCUGUGCCCGAGAAGUACAAGUCUACUCAUCAGAUCAGACCAAACUGUUCUUUUCCUGUUUCUCAAGACAAAGAAGAAAGAUGCAGACAUGUUCUAAGUUAUGUAUUAAAGAGUUUAAAGGCAGUGGAUCUCACCAUAAAGAAGGAAAGUGAUCUACCUGCUGCAGACCCAAACACGCCCAUCCCACUGAAAUAUGAGGAGAGGAGUACCACAGGAGCCUGCUCGCCUGAAAACGACAUCUCACUACUUUUGGAAAGAACUGGCAUUGUACAUGAGGACCAGAAACACCCCACUCGCUCUGGAAUGAUCCCCGGCUCUUGGCAACACCGGAUGAAGAUGCAGCUCUUCCUCAAAGCCUCCAAAGCCUACUAUGUCCUCUCUGACGCUGCCACCAACCUACUGAAGUACGGACGAGCUCUGCGUUACAUCAAACUCGCUCUGCAGUGCUAUGAUGCCUACUGUUCUGUUAGCGGUACUCUACACCCUCAUGUGCUGCACUUCCACAGCCAGUGCCUGUCUCUGUGUGGAGACAUCCAGCUCAUGUUGGCACAGAACAUUAACAACCGAGCAGCCUACCUGGAAGAGUACAACUACCAGACCAAAGAGGACCAGGAGAUCCUGCACAGCCUGCACCGCGAGAGCAGCUGCCAGGCCUUCAACAUGGCGACAGACUUGGCCAUGGACCCAGAGUACCAGCUGUUUGUAAGCUGUAAGUGUUACGAGGCGGCUCACGAGCUUUUGCUGUGCGACACUCUGAAGGACAGUGCAGGAGAGCAGCUCAAACAGGUUCUCAAACGCCUGGGCAACAUCCGCAAUGAGAUGGGAGUGUUCUACAUGAACCAGGCUGCCGCCAUGCAGUCCGAGAAAGAAGUGAAAAAGUCUGUGUCAGUGGCUGAGCAGGAGAUUUGGAAGAAGAGCUUUGGCUUUUUUGAGAAAGGCAUGAAGGACUUUGAGGCGAUUGGAGACAGCACCAACACGGCCCUGCUCCUUUGUAAUACUGGCAGACUCAUGAGGAUCUGUGCCCAGGCUCACUGCCCUGUGUAUGACGACCUGAGCAGAGCAGAGUUUUCACUAGAAGAGGCACUCUAUUAUAAUAAGGCCAUAGACUACUACUUACGUGCAAUGAAGUCUUUGACCACUAGAGAGAGCCAUCCUGCUGUAUGGGACAGUGUCAACUGGGAGCUGUCCACCACUUACUUCACUCUGGCCACACUCCUGCAGGACUAUGCUCCACUGUCCAGGAAGGCUCAGGAGCAGAUUGAGCGAGAGGUGACAGAGGCCAUGAUGAAGUCUCUGAAGUACUGCGACCUGCAGACAGAAUCGGCACGACAGCCUCUAUACCAGUACAGAGCAGCCACCAUCCACCACCGCCUGGCGUCCAUGUACCACAGCUGCUUCCGCAACCAGGUGGGAGAUGAGCAUCUGAGGAAGCAGCACCGCAGCCUGGCUGAGCUGCACUACAGUAAAGCGGUCAAUCUGUUCAUAAGCCUCAGGGACGCCCCCUGUGAGCUGUUACGGACACUGCUGGAGAGGGUGGCCUUUGCUGAGUUCACUAUGGCAGGUCAAAACAGCAGUACAGCUAAGCUAAAAAGUCUCACCGCAGCUCUGGACAUCAUGACUGAGACGAGACAUGCUUUCCAACUCAUUCAUAAAGAGCUGAUAGAGGAGGAGAUGGAGAAGGAACAAGAUAUGACUGAAUCAGCAGAAUCCUCGGACUUGUCGACUGAUGAUGGGUCAGGACUCAACAUUCAGGAAGUAAUCAAGUUAAUUGGAGUCUUUGAACCAAGCUUCUCCUUCCUGUUGCUCCAGGUCAUUAAAAUUCUAACUACAAUAAAACGUAAACCAAGUGGAAGGGAUGAGGAAUUGCUGAAAACCUACAAGAAUGUCUACUCCAACUUACUGCGUUCAGAGAAAAACGCCCCUCUACUAAUGCGGGUCAAGUUCUACAUCGAGCUCCUCAACCAGCUGAAGGCAGAAACUGACAGUAACAAUCCAGAUUCAUAGCAGAAUUUUCUCUAGGCUUAAAAAAAACAACCAAAAUGCUUAAAAGAGUGUCUUCACUUCUAACAAUAAUGAUCACAUUUGUUACACGACAGUGACAAGUCCAGUUUCACCUUUGAAUUUAAGAAUCUUACAAAUGUAUACAAAGAGUUUUUUUCCGCAGUAUUCUUUCCAGUCUUGUUUCAGUUUUUAGUUUGCUUAAAUAUUUGAUUGGAAAAUUGAAAUCUGAAAUCCAAAUUGGGAUUUUACAUGCUUUAAGAUUGAAAGAAAAAUGUUGAAGAAUUCCACAUAAGUGCCCAUUGUGCAAAGUUGCUGCACACAUUUUCAAAAUUAUUCAGCAUUCUAUAUUUAUGUUGUAUUUUCCAUAACUUAACAAAAGCUUUGUAAUAUUGUAUUUGAUAAUGAAUAUUUGACUACUGCUGAUGUGAAAACCUAUGUUAUAAACUGUGAUCAAAGAUUUUACACACAGAAAAAGUUAUAUCCCAUACAGUCAGCGGCACCAGCAUUACUGUAAAUAAAGUUAAGUUCCUUUUGGAAGCUUUCACUAGAACAUUGUGUGCAAUAGAAGAGCAACUGCCAAUGCAAACGCAAAGUCUAGCACGGUGUACAGCUGUUAAGAAAAAGGCAUGCUUUGCCGUUUGACUUGUAAAAUAAAACUUGUAUGAUAGCUUUAA
This is a messenger RNA of Periophthalmus magnuspinnatus, 4686 nucleotides long. RefSeq names its product erythroid differentiation regulatory factor 1 (gene edrf1). The record is from RefSeq and is a predicted model, not a curated record. Lineage: Eukaryota; Metazoa; Chordata; Actinopteri; Gobiiformes; Gobiidae. Gene Ontology annotation, biological process: positive regulation of DNA-templated transcription. The coding region runs from base 314 to 4015 and encodes 1233 amino acids. The transcript has 25 exons.